AAAAAACACUUGAGUACAUGGCUGUUGUGUCUCGCUUUGCGAGCCAGUGGCGUCACCCUACAGCUAAGCCCAAAGUGGUCAAGAUCUGGAAGAUUCACUGUUUCCCGUAUAUCAACAAUAGGUUCACCGAGUAUCAGAGAGCAAUAGCUUCCAAAAACAGCGCCGUUCGGGGAAACACCCGUUUGCUAUGGCAUGGAACAAUCCGAACAUGCAGAAUUGGCGACAGCGGCAACAAUGUAUGUACUAGGAGUGACUGCUCAUUAUGUGGAAUACUCAAAGCGUCUUUCUCCGUCGCCAAAGUCGGUCAGCAUCACAAGUUCUCCCGUUUCGGAGCAGGGAUAUAUACGACCGCAACGUCAUCCAAAGCGAAUGACUACGUACAAGAGCGGGGUGGGUCUCCAUACAAGGCGAUGCUCCUCAAUGCAGUCGUGGCCGGCGCAGAGGCAAAGAUGACCAGAAAUGACACGACACUUUCCAAGCCACCUGGUGGUUGUGACUCCGUUCUUGGUGUGCCGGGCGCAAAGUCGGUUUUGAACUACGACGAGGUGGUCGUUUACAGGGACGACGCUAUACGCCCGUCUUUCCUGGUCAUUUAUCGCUAGGUAUGCGGAUGCGAUAACUCACUUUCUAAGUUGUCCCUUAGUCUGAGUGCGGACACAUAAUUUCCCGUUGUGGUGUCAAAUAUUUACUAUGGACAAGUAUUGGUACUGAAAUGUGGCUGUUCACGCCACAAGCCGCCGUCAAGUUGCUCUCCC
Fomitopsis serialis is the source of this 755-nucleotide messenger RNA. RefSeq names its product ADP-ribosylation. The transcript has 7 exons. Gene Ontology annotation, molecular function: NAD+ poly-ADP-ribosyltransferase activity. Lineage: Eukaryota; Fungi; Basidiomycota; Agaricomycetes; Polyporales; Fomitopsidaceae. Bases 18 to 602 code for a protein of 194 amino acids. The record is from RefSeq and is a predicted model, not a curated record.